CUACGCUCAUGUCUGACAUGUAGCAGAAGCAACACAAUUUCAACCACAAUGUCUGAACUAAACGAUUAUUUGGAGGGCAAGAUCACGUUUGAAGAGUUUGAGAGGCGGAGAGAGGAGAGGAUAGCAAAAGAUAAGGAAGAAAAGGGAGAUGUUUCAGAUGAAGAUGAGACGGUUGAGCAAGAAGAUGCAGUCCCAUCCACUUCAAAACAAUGUUCAAAAGGCACACGGAAACGCCAAACAGAUAAGACAGAAGAGGGUGUCAGUCUGUCUGUUCAGAAAGCUUUUGCCUCCAUGAUUGGAGACGGAGAUGAAGAUCAGGAUGAUGAAGAUACAAAGAUGGAUUGGAAGGACAUCGGAGAGUAUGACGACGACGAUGAAGAGGACAAUGAUGGCAACGAAGUCACACCCGGAGAUGUGUUCGCACUUGAAAUGGAGCUGAACCGUGAAAAUAAAAAAAUGAUGAAGGAGAGGCGUCACCGUAGCAAGUUACCGCGCGCCCUGAGAGGACUCAUGGGAGAGGCCAACAUCCGCUAUGCUAGAGGAGAUAAGGAGGAUGCUAUCCUGAUGUGUAUGGAGAUCAUUCGACAAGCUCCUCUGGCGUACGAGCCGUUCUCCACAAUGGCUAUGAUCUAUGAAGAUCAGGGGGACAUGGAAAAGGCUCUUCAGUUUGGUUUGAUAGCAGCUCACCUGAAUCCCAGUGACUGUGAGGAGUGGGUCAAACUGGCCGACAUGUCUCUAGAGCAGGACAACAUCAAACAAGCCAUCAUCUGCUACUCUAAAGCGAUUAAGUACAACUCCAGUAAUGUUCAGUACCUGUGGGAGCGCUCGAGUCUCUAUGAGCAGGUGGGGGAACACAAACAGGCCAUGGACGGAUAUCGGCGAAUCCUCAGCCUUUUGCCGCCAUCGGAUGGAGAACAAUUCAUGCAACUUUCACGAGACAUGGCAAAGAGUUAUUAUGAAAGCAGUGAGUUGCCGUCGGCUAUAGGAGUCAUGGAGGAAGCUCUGGACCGACAUCCCGAGCUCGUCUCUCACGAAUGCGUUAACAUGGCCGCCGAGCUCUUUAUAGCCAAUCACCAACAUGAUAAAGCUCUAGCGGCCCUGGUGAAGUUUUGUGGCAUCGUGCUGAACAGAGAAGAGAAGGGAGAGACAGAAUCAGGUGACCACGCGCCUCCAAAAGUCGAAGAAGAAGAAGAACCGAAGAAAACUGAGUGUGAAAAGGAAACGGGGAAAAUUCUGGAGGUUGUGGUUCCUGAUGAUGUUCCUGUGGACAUCAGAGUGAAGUUGAUGGUCUGUCUCAUCCACCAGCACGUCUAUAAACCUCUGGAUUCUAUGUUGACAUCUCUGAUGGAGCAGAGUCCUGAAGAGCUUGGUGAUUUGUAUCUGGACGUGGCCGAGGCUUUUAUGGAAGAGGGCGAGUAUAACUCCGCCCUGCCUUUGCUCUCCGCCCUCGUUUGCUCUGAGAGAUACAACCUGGCUGUUGUUUGGCUCCGACAUGCAGAGUGUCUAAAGGCGCUGGGUCACUUGGAAGUCGCGGUAAAGAGCUACAGCAAAGUUGUUGAAAUGGCUCCAUUGCACUUAGAUGCCCGUCUGGCGCUUUCCACCCUCCAGCAGCGUUUGGGUCGACCCAACAUGGCCCUGGAGGCUCUGGAGCCCAUGUAUGAUGCCGAAACCCUCGCUCAGGACGCUUCAGCUGCCCAGCAGGAGCUGAAGUUGUUGUUGCAUCGCUCGACUCUUCUCUCUUCACAAGGACGCACUGAUGAUUACAUCGAUACUCUGUUAACUAUGCUGUCUAUGCUUCUUAAGGUAGGGAUGGUGCGUGCACAGGUGUGUAUCGUGUCUGAUACGUCCUCUGGUGUCAAACAUCUGAAGCUUGUGAAAGUGUCACGUAACAAACUGACAGACAUUGAUGACCAAGAAGCGGCUUACCUGGAUAUCAAGGGUAAGACAAGCGUGCUCUCCAGAGAUGACUGGUGGAAAUUAUUACUGCGCUGUUUGGCCGUGAUGUGUGAGGUGAGGCGUUUCACUGAAGCCGAGUUACUGGUAGACUCAACUUUAGAGUACUACUCUUUCUACGAUGAUCGCGUGAAACGCAAAGAGCUGGAAUACCUCGGCCUGUCAGCCGCCUUCCUCGACCGCAACUUCAGAAAGGCUUAUAACUACAUAAGGUUGAUGUUAAUGGACAACGUUGAGCGGACGCAGCUGUGGAACGUGUUUAACCAGGUCAUUCUGCACUCCCAGGACGCCCGACAUCAUCGUUUUUGUCUGCGACUUAUGCUCAAACACCCAGAUAACCACGCUCUGUAUCUUCUCAACGGACACACAUCGCUCGUUUCUGGAACUUUCAAACAUGCACUCGGUCAGUACAUGCAGGCCUUCAGAAACCAGCCCACCAAUCCCCUUUAUAGCUUGUGUGUUGGUCUCAUCUUUUUCCAUAUGGCCUGUCAGAAGUUUGUCAUGAAAAGGCACGCGCUUAUUGUGCAGGGUUUCUCGUUCUUGUGGCGGUAUGUAGAGUUCAGAGGUCACUGUCAGGAGUCUCUGUAUAAUCUCGGCCGGGCUCUGCAUCAGCUCGGACUCACUCAUUUAGCGCUUCAUUACUAUGAGAAAGCUCUCACCCUUCCUUCACUCCACCUGGAGGGAAUUGAAGAUGAUCAGGUGGACUUGAGGAGGGAAAUUGCUUACAACUUAUCUCUCAUUUAUCUAUCCAGUGGAAAUAAGGAGAUGGCCCGACAAGUCAUUUAUACACACUGUACUAUCUGACCAAGUGAAUCAUGGGACUAUAAAGAGUUAUGGCUCAAUUUACAGUACUUUUUUGUGUAAAAUUAAUGCAAAAGGUUGUUUUCUAUUUUUUAAUAAAGUAAUUUAUUAUA
Paramisgurnus dabryanus is the source of this 2867-nucleotide messenger RNA. RefSeq names its product general transcription factor IIIC, polypeptide 3 (gene gtf3c3). Gene Ontology annotation, cellular component: transcription factor TFIIIC complex. NCBI's taxonomy places the organism in Eukaryota, Metazoa, Chordata, Actinopteri, Cypriniformes, Cobitidae. Gene Ontology annotation, biological process: transcription by RNA polymerase III. Gene Ontology annotation, molecular function: protein binding. The record is from RefSeq and is a predicted model, not a curated record.